AUGGUUGUUCAGGAAAAGAGACCAGUUGAAGAAGAGCCAACCAAUGAUGAUCAAAAGAGACAAAACACAGCCCCAUAUGUCAAAGGUAUUGCUGCUAUAAAACCAGAGUUUAUAGUAGCCAAAUCGUCGCAAUCUGCAGAUGCAGUAGAAUACGACGAUGAUGAAGCCGAGGGAGGAGACCGCACAUCUGAAGAUGCAAGAGAUGGACAGCUGCAUAGGAAAGGCAAGAAGAAAAGAGGACAAAACCAUGGUCGUGACUUGAAACAGAAGAAGGACACCAUAAAACUAUGUCCAUCCAUCAUAGAUCCUGACGAUGCCAAACCGUGUUUUCUGGGUGAAGACAAGUGCAAAUAUUCGCAUGAUUUACAAGCUUAUCUCACAUCAAAGCCAGAAGAUAUUGAUGGUGUCUGUCCUGUUUUUGAGGCUUUGGGGUACUGUCCUGCAGGUAUGAAAUGUAGAUGGUUGAAAUCUCACUACGAUAAGGAAACAAACAAGUUGAUCAAAGACUUGGCCAAGAUUGACCUAGCAAGCAAGACAAACUACGAAGUUAACGUCAUUGAUAAAGAGGCCAAAUUUGCCUUGCAAAAGAAAAAAUAUGAAUUCAAAAUAGCCAAUCCCGUGAUAAACUUUUUAGAUUCGAAAGUACAAAAUGAAACAAGAGAGGAACGUAAAGAUAACGCGGCCAACUAUGUGGAACAACCUUUCAAAAUUUCUGAAAAGAAGCGGAUAAAUUUGAACCGGGCAAAGAUUGUGUCACCAUUAACCACGGUCGGUAACUUGCCAUAUCGUCGUCUCAUGAAAACUUUGGGUGCUGAUGUAACAUAUUCAGAAAUGGCAUUAUCUAUACCCUUGGUGCAAGGUCACAACCCUGAGUGGGCUUUACCUAAAGCUCAUGUAAGUGAGUAUCCGGGAUUUGGUGUUCAAAUCGCCAGUUCCAAGUUAUGGUCAGCAUCAAAAGCGAGUGAAGCCAUUUACGAAAACACAAGCCAUGUUAGUGAAUUGAACUUGAAUUGUGGUUGCCCUAUUGACUUGUUGUACAGACAGGGCCAGGGAUCAGCGUUGUUGGAUCAACCACCUAGAUUGCUUAGGCUCGUUAAAGCAAUGAAUGCGUCAUCGGGUGACAUUCCUGUAACCAUUAAGAUCAGAACAGGGGUGAAGGAGAACAAAAAUACUGCUAAACAGUUGGUAGACAGAGUUUUAUCUGAGACACAAGUUGCUGCAAUUACUCUUCAUGGUAGGUCGAGGCAACAGAGAUAUUCAAAGGAAGCUGACUGGGAAUACGUUCUGGAGGUUGGUAAAGUUGUCAAAGAUUGGAAUGCCAAGAGAGAGGAGGACAAAGAUACAGCAGACUUGGCACCAACUUGGUUUGUAGGUAAUGGUGAUGUAUACUCGCAUGAAGAUUGGUACAACCAUGUCAACACUGAAGGUAUCGAUUCUGUUAUGGUUGCCAGAGGUGCAUUGAUCAAACCUUGGAUUUUUGAGGAGGUUGAAGCACAGCAAUACUUGGAUAAAUCUUCUUCUGAAAGGUUGGACAUGUUGGGCAAAUUUGCUAAAUUUGCUAUCGAGCAUUGGGGAUCCGAUGAGUAUGGUGUUAACAUUGCAAGAAGAUUUAUGUGUGAAUUCAUAAGUUUUACCCAUAGGUAUAUCCCUGUGGGCAUUAUGGAACGAUUACCACCAAAAUUGAACGAAAGACCACCUACAUGGGUUGGUAGAGACGAAAUGGAAACCUUUUUGGCUUCGACAGAUUAUAGAGAUUGGAUUAAGCUUACUGAGAUGUUCUUGGGUAAAGCUAGCGAUGAUUUUCAAUUUGUACCUAAACACAAAAGUAACGCGUAUGAAACCAAGGGUUGA
Molecule: messenger RNA, 1851 nt
Organism: Lodderomyces margitis
Lineage: Eukaryota; Fungi; Ascomycota; Pichiomycetes; Serinales; Debaryomycetaceae
Product: tRNA dihydrouridine synthase
Exons: 1
Coding region: 1-1851 (616 amino acids)
Biological process (GO): tRNA processing
Molecular function (GO): RNA binding; tRNA dihydrouridine synthase activity; flavin adenine dinucleotide binding
Source: RefSeq, a predicted model, not a curated record